Messenger RNA from Dicentrarchus labrax (European seabass), 929 nucleotides. Its product is annotated as complement C1q tumor necrosis factor-related protein 3-like. The record is from RefSeq and is a predicted model, not a curated record. Lineage: Eukaryota; Metazoa; Chordata; Actinopteri; Moronidae. The coding region runs from base 1 to 735 and encodes 244 amino acids. The transcript is spliced from 5 exons. Gene Ontology annotation, molecular function: protein binding.
AUGGUCCUCCUGGUCCUCCUGGUCCUUCUGGUCCCAAAGGUGACAGAGGUUAUCCUGGCUUCCCUGGGGUACCUGGACCAGCUGGGGAAAGCGGAAUGCCCGGAAUCCCAGGUCAAAAAGGAAGACCUGGAGAACCCGGACAACCCGGACGACCUGGAGAACCUGGACAACCUGGAGAACCCCGGACGACCUGGAGAACCCGGACGACCUGGAGAACCCGGAUCCAACAUGAUGUGCAGACAAGAUGCCACUGGUUCCAGUUGCACAGACCCCAGAGCCUUUGCUAAGUUAGAGUUGGACGUUGAAGUUAAACCUUUUCUUCCAGAUGAGCUAAAGGUGGCAUUCUCAGCCGGUCUGACUGAUUCUGGAUCAGUCGGACCGUUUGAUGAGGAGACAACUCUGAUUUUCUCUAAAACCAUCACCAACGUCGGCCAAGCCUACAACCAGACUGCAGGUGUGUUCACAGCUCCUGUCAGAGGACUUUACUUCUUCAGCUUCACAGCUGCAGAUUACCUGAAAGGUUACAUGGGUCUCUACCUGUACAGGAACAACCAGCCAAUCAUCUUCAACCUGGACCUGAACGACCACGGUGGCUACGCCUCCUCGUCCAGUGGCGUGGCUCUGCAGCUGGAGGAGGGCGACAGAGUCCGUCUCAGUCUGCCGGCCAGCUACCGGCUCUAUGACGACUCCCGAAACUUCAGCGUCUUCUCCGGGUUCCUGCUGUUCCCCCUCUGACAGGACAGUCCCAGGAUCACAGGAAGAGUGAGACUUCCUCUCAGCAAUAAACUAACCUUUCAGUUGUCAAACUGGGACUGGAAGAGUGUACUUUUGUUUUGAUAGAGUGAGAGACUUGAUGGACUUUCUGAAGACAAUAAUGAGUCAUUUUACAUCUCUGAGGCUAAUAAACAAACAUUAAUAAACAGGAAUAA